Molecule: messenger RNA, 489 nt
Organism: Exophiala bonariae
Lineage: Eukaryota; Fungi; Ascomycota; Eurotiomycetes; Chaetothyriales; Herpotrichiellaceae
Exons: 2
Coding region: 1-489 (162 amino acids)
Biological process (GO): carbohydrate metabolic process
Molecular function (GO): isomerase activity
Source: RefSeq, a predicted model, not a curated record
AUGGCCAGCCAGCAGAAAACACCGCUCCGAAUCGUCGUCGGCAGCGACAACGCCGGACACGCAUACAAGACGGCGCUGAAAGAAGUCCUCCACAAACACGCCGGCGUGACGCAAGUGCUGGACGUCGGCGUCGUGGACGCGGACGAUUCAACUGCGUAUCCGCAUUUGGCUGUUGAUGCGGCCAAGAAGAUCAAGAGUGGCGAGGCCGACCGCGCCCUCCUAAUCUGCGGGACGGGCCUGGGCGUCGCGAUCUCGGCGAACAAGGUAGCCGGGAUCCGCGCGGUGACGGCGCACGACCCGUACAGCGUCGAGCGCAGCGUGCUGUCCAACAACGCGCAGGUGCUGUGCAUGGGCCAGCGCGUCAUCGGGCUCGAGCUGGCCAAGAAGCUCGUCGACGACUGGGUCGAGCUGCGCUUCGACACGUCCUCCGCCAGUGCCGACAAGGUCGCCGACAUCGAGAAGUAUGAGGAGAAGUUUGGCGAUUUGUGA